This is a messenger RNA of Otolemur garnettii (small-eared galago), 1602 nucleotides long. It is a transcript of the gene TMEM144, whose product is annotated as transmembrane protein 144. Gene Ontology annotation, biological process: carbohydrate transmembrane transport. The coding region runs from base 269 to 1075 and encodes 268 amino acids. Gene Ontology annotation, molecular function: carbohydrate transmembrane transporter activity. Lineage: Eukaryota; Metazoa; Chordata; Mammalia; Primates; Galagidae. The record is from RefSeq and is a predicted model, not a curated record. The transcript has 11 exons. Gene Ontology annotation, cellular component: membrane.
CACCGGGGGAAUGAGUCGGGCUGGGACUGCCGCCCGCGAGCAGGACACGCCGAGUGCCGAGCAGGAGAGAGCGUCGCUGGCAGUCCCUAGCGCAGUAAUAAUCGAUUGGCACUUCGCAUUAUUUUUUUCCAUCUGGAGUGAGUGAAAUCAGAGGCCUUGAGUGGAUCCUUCUUUUCAGUAAACUAACUUGCUACAUUUGAAGAAGCUAUCGAACAGUACAUCAUCAGGUCUAAAGUGACCCAACUAACUCCCAGGCAGUGCUGAAACCAUGAGCAAUAAUGGAACAGACUUGACCGUUGGUUACAUCUCCUCUGCCAUAGCUAUCCUUUUGUUUGGCUCCAACUUUGUGCCACUUAAAAAAUAUGAUACUGGUGAUGGAAUGUUUCUCCAGUGGGUACUUUGUGCUGCCAUCUGGUUGGUGGCCCUGGUGGUCAAUCUGAUACUACAGUGCCCUAAGUUUUGGCCUUUUGCAAUGGUUGGGGGCUGCAUUUGGGCCACAGGGAACAUUACUGUCGUCCCAAUUAUCAAAACCAUUGGUUUAGGCCUUGGAAUCUUAAUCUGGGGAUCAUUUAACUCCUUGAUGGGCUGGGCAAGCUCAAGGUUCGGCUGGUUUGGACUGGAUGCAGAAGAAGUAUCAAAACCUCUGCUAAAUUACUUCGGCGCUGGGCUCUCAAUAGUAAGUACUUUCAUAUUUUUGUUCAUCAAAAGUGAAAUACCAAGUAACACGUGUUCCAUGGACACCACACCAUUAAUGACAGAGCAUGUAGUCAAGGAAUCCCAAGAUCCCUGUUCCUGGGUGGAUAAACUUUCGAAAGUACACUACCGUUUGGUGGGCUGCAGUCUUGCAGUGAUAUCUGGAGUUCUCUAUGGGUCUACAUUUGUGCCAAUCAUUUAUAUCAAGGACCACAGCAAAAGAAAUGACAGUGUGUACGCUGGGGGUCCAGGAUUAAUAGCUGCAUUGUGGGGUGUCUUCAUGUUUAAGGAAAUACAGGGUCUACGAAACUACCUAUUAAUGAUGCUUGCAUUUUGCAUCAUCUUGACUGGAGCACUGUGCACUGCUUUUUCUAAACUCUAACCAUCACUGGACCAGCAGGUGGCAGCAGUGAUUCAGGGACUACCUCUAUGGGACACCAGCGAAAGCAAGCUGAGAACAGAGUUCAUUUUCCUAACAGCAAAUGGGUCUCAACCGCUCUUGCAAUGGGCAAAUGAUUUUUUUUCUCCCACAAAUGUGAGAAGAAAAACUGAGUUUCGGUCAAGAUAAAUAUGAAAAAUUCUGAAUGUUCAUGAAGGUAGGAUUUCUCUAAGUGACCAAAAGUUCUCCAUUGCAUUAAUAAUAAUACCAGUACAUCUGAGGGUGCUCUUUUUUUACCAUAAUGUGUGCCUCACAUUUUAUAAUCUAGAAAAACAGUGUGGAGUUUUUAUACAAAGAAUUUACGGUGCAAAUUUCUAAUUUAUUAUCCUCAAUAAUGAAGUGAAGCAGAAACACUUUGUAAGGGGGAGGGGGAAGAAAAGUUACUCUAUAAUGGAAUUAAACUCCAAAGAUGUCUGGACCGUUUGCUAGAUCAAGUAAAUGUCACAACUGGUAACUAAAAGUUAAAAAAC